This is a messenger RNA of Oldenlandia corymbosa var. corymbosa, 1116 nucleotides long. Lineage: Eukaryota; Viridiplantae; Streptophyta; Magnoliopsida; Gentianales; Rubiaceae. The record is from the annotation of a GenBank genome assembly.
AUGAUUUCUUCAUUCGAAUUAGCUCGGGCCCGGGAGCGGAUUUUGACGGUUCAGCCCAAGAUACUGGGUAGGGAUCUCGAUCUAUCUGAUUGUCCAUUGGGCACGAGGUGGUCCCGCGAGAAAAAAGUUCAAGAGUCGAUAUCCGGAGUAUCUCUUGUGACCUUGCGCCUCAUGGCCACAUUGAUGGAGGACGUUCGUAGUCUGAGUAUUAUAGGCCAGCGUACUUUCGAUGCGGACUCCUUUGGUUAUGAUCGCUUAGGCGAGAUUGCCCAGGUUGCUGAGCGGGCGUUGUCCGUCAAUGCAACAAAUGUUGUACGUCACGAUCUCGAUAGGCAUGUUGAGGUUCAUGACAUUUUGAGUCAAGAACUUGCACCUGUAGACCCGACCCAGCAACAUCCACCACCCAGACCUCCGAGGCGUUCGCGCCGGUCUCAGCGUGGGCGUGGGGGGCAAGAGACAAUCACAACAUCUCAGCCACAUCAGUCCUCCCAGCAUGAGCAGUCUCAUAUUCCCUUCACUGGCGGUUCAUCCCAUCAGUCUCCACAUCAGUCUCCACUCCAUUCUCGACAGCAUUCAGCCCAUCAGUCUCCACAUCAUUCAUCCCAUCAGUCUCCACAUCAUUCUUCGCCGACCCAUCAGGCGUUUUACCGUCCGAUUAUGUCUCCCCAGCACCAGCAGUCCAAUUUUUCCUUCACUCAGUUUUCCUCCCCUCAGACUUCUCAGCGUCAGUUUGGAGAUUCUUUUAUUGACUUUUCUGGGUUUCAGCAGAGUUCGCUAGAUGGCCAGUCGAUACAUUACACGAGUAACUUUCUUUCGAGUAUGUUCGAGGGUGUUGCGGGUCAGCAUCAGGCUGAUAACCCAGCUGAGGGUGAGCGUGAGAGUCAGGGUGAGGAUGAGGCUGAGGAUGAGGCUGAGGAUGAGGAUGAGGAUGAGGCUGAGGAUGCAGACCAGGAUGAUCAGUUUGAGGGUCAGGGUUAUCAGCGCCAUGAGGAGCAGGGAUCGAGUCAGACUCUAGGGACUCCACCGUUGGCUGUGAGUAAAGGCCAGAGAGUGACGAAGGAGCCCGAUAGAUUGACUUAUAGCCUUUUUCGGGCUAAAAAGCCCAAGAAGAAGUAG